GGAAUCUCACAGACAGCUGCUUCACCCAUUCUUGGAUUGCCAUCAUUUUGCCCAGCAGAGAACCCCAAGUCCAAUGGGAUCUGCCACACGCAUAGGGAUCACAAUGCUUUGGGAUCGCCUUGUGGUUGUUAGAGCAAUGCCGGGGGUGCGGGGGUGCUUGGUGUUGCUGAAAGCCCCCAAGAGCCAAAUGCCUGACAGCCUGAAACACCAAAUCUGAAGCCACCUCUGCCAAUUCAGGCAGACUCCUAACUUGGCAGCGGCAUGGGCAAUACAUUGACAGAGACGCAAAGGAGAUUGGCAUUACAAUAGCCUCUUCCAGGAAAAAUGGCUUCCUGGUCAGGGAGUCUAGGUGGAAGAUGCUGUCCCAAGAAUCCAGCUUGCCUGGUCCAGCCAGAUCUUGUCAGUGCAAGACAAGUCAGCAACCUCCUCCAUGUCCUCAACAGCUGCUGUUCGACCAUGCACAGGACUGGCAUUUAACAGCAGUACUUCAAUGCUCACGGGGCUGGCUUUUGACAACUAGGACUGCUGCUGUUUCCAGUGGACAACCUUCCAAUCCAGGCAGGUCUGGUGAAACUGUGAUGGCUUCACCCAAAACCUUUUGGAGAGUUCUUUGCAUGCUUAGAGUUGGCUGGUGUCUUCUUCCUCAGACUGGCUACCUGCACCCAGAUGAGUUUUUCCAGUCUCCAGAGGUCAUGGCAGGCAGCAUAUUGGACUUAAAGGUUUAUCACCCCUGGGAAUUCCUCCCCAAGUCUCCUUGCAGGACUGUAGUGUUUCCCUUGAUCACAUCUGGAGCUGCUUUCUGGGCCAUCAAAGCCCUUCAGCACCUGGGCCUCUCGACCAGCUGCAUCACCAGCUACACCCUCCUCGUCUCACCCCGCCUUCUCCUCACCAUCUUUUCAUUCAUCCUUGACUACAGUGUUUACCAGCUGGCUCCUCUGUGGGGAGCGGAUCCGUGGAACUCUCUGGCUCUGCUUGCUGGCUCCUACGUCACACUUGUGUUUUACACGAGGACUUUUGCUAACACUGUGGAAGGACUUCUCUUUGCCUUGCUGCUUCUACUAGUGUCUUCAAAAGCAGCCAGCAAAACCUCGGCCUCAGCCUAUCGGUGGCAGAAUCCUCUAAAUCACAGACUUAUUGGGAUGAUCAUAGUUGCUGGAUUUUUUAACAGGCCAACGUUUCUGGCAUUUGCUUUGGUGCCGCUGUUGCAUUGGGUAUGUGCAGGUGCUACAUGCCAGCAAAGCGUUAGAAGAACAAUACACCAUGUUCUUUGUCUUGCCCCAAGUGCCGCCUUCACUGCUGUUUUCUUCAUAGCUGCUGACACCUGGUAUUUCACUUCUCCCCUGUCAGGACUUAGCCUGCAUAGCUUUUAUGAGGCCAGCCCACUGAGCAUCCUUGCCAGGCUGCGCCAGAGUGUCGUUGUGACCCCCUUGAACUUCCUCACCUAUAACCUCAACCCUGAUAACCUUGCACAACACGGGACUCACCCACAUCUUACACAUUUUGCAGUUAACGGGGUCCUGCUUUUUGGGAUCCUUCAUGUAGAAGCUGUUAGCAAUGGCAUCAAGCUCCUGAAAGUGCACGUCAGCCAAUUUAUGUGGUUGAAGGCCUUGAAGAGGAGCUCACAUUCAGCCAUCACAUGCCCAGAAGGCAGGCUGGCACUGCUGGCUUUCUAUUUUAUCCCUCUGGCACUUCUUUCUUUAUUCAGCCAUCAAGAACCUCGCUUCCUCAUCCCUCUCAUCUUGCCUCUGGUCCUUUUGGUCACGCAGCAUAGACAGGCCCAGCAGUGGAAAUCCAUCAACCUUGUGUUCAAUCUCUGUGGUGCCCUUUUCUUUGGCUGCUUCCACCAGGGAGGCAUAGUCCCUUGCCUCUUCCACUUGGAGCAGCUCACCCAUUCCCCAGAGUCCCUGAGCCAUCGCACACACUACACACUACUCUUUGCUCGGACCUACAUGCCUCCCAGGUUUCUGCUUAAUGUUAACAAGAGCAACACGCUGGUGGAGCUUGUCGACAUGGCUGGGGCCGAGAAAGGCUUCCUUUGCCAGAUCCUGGGAUCCAUAGUGAAUGGUCCUGCCUGUGUCAAUAGAGAACUGGGCAAGGAAAUGACUUGCCAGGUGCUGGUUAUCAUCCCAGGCACCGUCAGAACCAUAAUAGAGCAAUGUCCGUUACUGGUCAAGAAGGAGACAGUAAUAUUUCCACAUCUGACGAUGGAAGACCCACCACAAAUGUCCUUUCUCCUUAGUGAAAAGUGGAGAAGCCAGUUAGGACUGCAUAUCCUGUAUCUGGAGAGAAAUAAAAAGAGCAUCUAGCAUCAAGGUGAGCUAAGCAAAGAAGCUAAAGAACAUUUGGCGCACAAACAUGCAGUCCACAACAACCCUAGUUAUUCUCAGCCCUAUAUAGACCAGGUGCAUUUUGUAGCUCCCAUUUGCUGGUAGAAAUCUCCCAAUACACCUCACCCACCAAACACUGUGUCACAGUCCUGUGUCCCCCCAAGCAACCCAUUUCCUUUCUUCAACUUCCAAGUGCCCCAAAUGCCAUCCAUCCCAGUUCCUGCUUCUCAGUUUCCAACAUCUUCUGUUCUGUUCCAGCCAAAAAUAUAGCCAUCUUGUCUCAUAGCUGUGUGUCCUAGGGCCUCCGUCUGCCUCUGCCUUCUAGGGACCCCAAUACGCCACUGACCACAGGCACUUUGGCUAUAUGUGUGACUUUUCUCUGAAAUGCUACCAGGUCCAUGUACAGGGCCAGCUAGAAAGACACAUCUGUGGAGCUUCAAUGCGUGGAUGAGACAUGGGUGUGGAGAGGAAAAGUCUGGAUUAACUCUAGGCACCAGGGAACAUUUUGGGACAAGCGGGAUGGGCUUCACUUGAACCAGUGUGGAACCAGACUGUUGGCACUUAAAAGGUGGCAGAGCAAUUUUUUGCAGGGAAAGCCAAAAGAAACUAAGGAGGAUCUGGUUCGGAACAUAUCUCCCCCUCUCCUGUAAUAAGGAUGAAGGCGAGAAAAGAUCCAUGAUGAUUUAAAUAGGGGAGGGCUAGAAUGAGGCAUUUAGAGUGCAGGGACACUGAUAGCAAUUCAGAGAGGCCAAAGCUUCUUGGGCUAAAAUGCUCGCGCCCAAGACAUUUGGAGACGGACGUGGAAAUAUGUGUUUAUAUGCUAAUGUGAGAAACCUCCAAGCCAAGAUGGGCCAGCUGACAUGUUUACAGACACCCUGGUGGAAACAGCCUGGUGUAAUGGCGAGAACCAGCUAGACCUGGUGGACUGCUCUAGAAUUGGCAUGGAGACAAAAACUGCUACCAAGAUGAGCAGCAGCAUCCACCAACACACACUCUGUUUCUGGGCAUGAUUCAAGAAACUGAUUUUGUUUGGGGCUUUAAAAGUCUGAGGUGUAUCAGAGGAUCUUGAAGGGCUGCCUACCCCUCUAGGAAGCUGCCAGUUCACUGAUAUCACCUUCAGAAACUCUGUUGCCACUUGAACCCGAUACCUCUACCAGAGCCAAUUGAGUGGGUGGCACCCGGGGACAAGGCCUUUCCUGGAGAGAAACCAGACUGUGGGACACUCUCGUCAGGAAUAUUUGCCUGGCACCUGUUCUUCUGACCUGAGUUUCAUGAGCACCAUCAUUUUCAAAAGCACCUCAAUCUGUCAUUAUUGUUGUUUGCUUGUUUCUUUUUAAGAAAUUGUUUUAUAGUGUUGUUUAUAAAAAUGUGUUCUAAAAUGGA
Messenger RNA from Podarcis raffonei (Aeolian wall lizard), 3710 nucleotides. RefSeq names its product phosphatidylinositol glycan anchor biosynthesis class Z (gene PIGZ). The coding region runs from base 357 to 2306 and encodes 649 amino acids. The transcript is spliced from 3 exons. Gene Ontology annotation, molecular function: alpha-1,2-mannosyltransferase activity. The record is from RefSeq and is a predicted model, not a curated record. NCBI's taxonomy places the organism in Eukaryota, Metazoa, Chordata, Lepidosauria, Squamata, Lacertidae. Gene Ontology annotation, cellular component: endoplasmic reticulum membrane. Gene Ontology annotation, biological process: GPI anchor biosynthetic process.